Solanum verrucosum is the source of this 1030-nucleotide messenger RNA. RefSeq names its product ethylene-responsive transcription factor ERF017-like. Lineage: Eukaryota; Viridiplantae; Streptophyta; Magnoliopsida; Solanales; Solanaceae. The record is from RefSeq and is a predicted model, not a curated record. Gene Ontology annotation, molecular function: DNA-binding transcription factor activity; DNA binding. Bases 49 to 801 code for a protein of 250 amino acids. The transcript has a single exon. Gene Ontology annotation, biological process: regulation of DNA-templated transcription.
AAUUUAACUUCAAUUUCAAAAAAAAAAAUCUUUAAAAAUUGAUUAAAAAUGGUGAAACCCAAUUCAAAAAAUACAGAAUUUUCACCUUCAUCGUCAUCGUCAUCGUUGUAUCGGGGAGUAAGGAAGAGGAAAUGGGGGAAAUGGGUAUCGGAAAUUAGAUUACCUAAUAGUAGAGAAAGAAUUUGGUUGGGUUCUUAUGAUACGCCGGAAAAAGCUGCUAAAGCAUUCGACGCCGCACUUUUUUGUUUGCGGGGUAAAGGGGCUAAUUUCAAUUUCCCGGAAAAUCCGCCGGAGAUUAUGAACGGAAGGUCGAUGACUCCGUCGGAGAUUCAAUCGGCGGCGGCACAGUUUGCGAAUAAUACAGAACCCGAGCUUAUCCGGGUCGGACCGAGGGAGAAUUCGGAUCUUUCUUCUUCCUCAUCGGAAAUAUUCCGGGCGGAAUCGCCGUCGGUGUCAGUUUCCGAUAGAGUAGAAAGUGAAAAGACGGAAAUAACCUUGGGUAAUGAUUUUACCAAUAUGUAUCGGGUGGAGUCUCCGGUUUCCGGGAGGGUAGAAAGUGAAAAGACGGAAAUGUCCUUGGAUAAUGGAUUUAUGGACAUGUUUUCGUCGUUGGGGACAGUUAAUAAUAUGUCCGAUUUCGGAAUUUUUCCGGGGUUUGACGAUUUAUCGGGUGAAUUUUUUAUACCAUCACCGCCACCACAACCAUCGCAAAUGCCUAAUUUGGAAUCAUUAGAAGAAGAGAAUUAUUUGAACUACGAUGGAUUUCAAUCACAAGGGACUUCAUUUCUUUGGAAUUUUUGAAGGAUCUAAAAAUUGUUACAUUAUAUUCAUUAAUGGUUAAUAUUAUAAGUAUAAAAAUUAGAAAUGGUACUAAUAAUUAGUAUUAAAUAGUACUUUAUUUCUUGAUUUUGUGGACACUUCUAGACAUUUUUUUGGUUGCUAGAAUUGUUACAACAUAUGUGAUUUUCUAUACAUAAGAGGAUGUACUUUUUUGACUAAUCGAUAUGAAAAUCACUUUUUAUUAGUAAAA